Messenger RNA from Penicillium lagena, 354 nucleotides. RefSeq lists its product as uncharacterized. Bases 1 to 354 code for a protein of 117 amino acids. NCBI's taxonomy places the organism in Eukaryota, Fungi, Ascomycota, Eurotiomycetes, Eurotiales, Aspergillaceae. The record is from RefSeq and is a predicted model, not a curated record. The transcript has 3 exons.
AUGUCCUUCCUCACCUCUGUCCGCGCAACCUCGCGCUCAAGCCUUCGACCAAGCUACGCCCUCUCCUCUCUAUCCUCAUCUCCAUUCCACUCCUCAGCGAUGCGCCCUACCUUGAAGGAGUCUGACAAGAACCGCGACGACCUGCCCAAUUUCUACGAAGCGCAGAAAAAUAACCAGGUCGAGAACGCCAAGAAUGGGAAGGCGAAGUGGAAUGCUGAGCUGGCGAGUGUCAGUGAAGCAGAUGUCAAAGCGGAUCGAGGCGAGAUUGAAUCCACUGAUAAGUCCUGGCUGGAGAUGCAGGAACGGACGAAAAAUAUGCCGAAUCGCAAGGCGCCAGUGCAUAAGACGCAUUGA